Lymnaea stagnalis (great pond snail) is the source of this 4336-nucleotide messenger RNA. The record is from the annotation of a GenBank genome assembly. NCBI's taxonomy places the organism in Eukaryota, Metazoa, Mollusca, Gastropoda, Lymnaeidae.
UGCCGCCCCGGGGGGGGGGAGAGAACCGGCAUCCUCAGCACCCAAUCCCUAUGACACUCCACCUGUUAUCUACGGCUCGUAAAGAUAUGGGUUCCAGUGAUGACUGCUUAUUUUUUUUGUUUCCAGCUACCCAACCCCAGGUUAGGGUCACGGAAUCAGUCAACACUUACGGUUAUCUCUCCAGUGGUCACACUCAGCCUCACGCAUCUGGUGAAUAGUAGGGCCUCAGUGUGCCUGCCGGGCGAUGACUUAUAAGUCGCUGUGACGUCUUUAUACUGUCUCAUUUCCGGUUGAGGGUACAGGUCAGUUGUAUGCCCACUUCUUGAUGUGUAGGAUACAAAUAUAUAAUAUAAGUAUAUUAUAAUAAGAAAUAAUACUUCUCUUCAAGUGUUUCGAAUGGUAUUGUAUGACUGCACCGUCACAAUAAUCACACGGCUUUUUUGUUUCGUUUUUGUUGCUUUGAAUUUUAACACACUUAAACGUUGAGAGAUCAUUGGUAAGUAUAUAUCGUUACGGAAACCAGAAAAGUGUUUAUUCCUAAGAGAUGACUGGUUUUGAGAGUAUGUUGUUUUCUUUUUAAAAAAAUAAUACAUGAUUUGUGUCUCAUACAAAAAUGAUGUAGUUUAUAAUAAAAUAGAAAUGUGAAAUGUUUUUUUUAAAUUGUUUUUUUUUUUUUUUUUUUUUUUUAAAUGAUUAGAAUUUGGGGUCUGUGAUUACUAAGCAGCCAAUGAAACUAAAUAAUUAUCUUUAGAACAAUUUUUUGAUUUCAAAGUAGGGUUGCCCUUUUUAUAAUAAAAUAGAAAUGUGAAAUGUUUUUUUUAAAUUGUUUUUUUUUUUUUUUUGUUUUUAAAUGAUUAGAAUUUGGGGUCUGUGAUUACUAAGCAGCCAAUGAAACUAAAUAAUUAUCUUUAGAACAAUUUUUUGAUGUCACAGUAGGGUUGCCCGAUCGACUUCAUAACUCUGCAUCGCGGAUGCACAAUUGGAUGCACAAUUCCGUUGCAUGUCUAUAUUUAGAGAAGUCUUCCUCGUCUUUCUCGUGAUAUCAAACGCAAAAUGACUCUUCAGACGGCUUAUUUUACAUUUACUUAUUUUGCGAAUGAUCCUAUUUGAGCACAAUUUCUGAAGUCGGCAAUGAUAAUCUCCGUACUUUAAGGUCCCUUUAUGACUACGCGUGGUUUGUCUAGUUUCUUUUUAGUCUCAUUUUUGUAUUCACAUGAUAAACUUCCUCCAAACAGCAAAACACGUUAAACAGCUCCCGACAUGGCGCUGUCAGACCACCUGAUCAGUCCGGUCGUGUCGCUGUUGACCUGCAGCACGGCAGCCACCUUGUUACUGGCCGCUGCCGCCGUGACGGCAGCUGUUGCCUGGUACCUGUUCUACAGACCCAGCAGCCAGGAACCUUGCGACGACGACUGGUCGAGGCUAGGGGUCAGAUUUCCGAAGCUGCCGAUCACUUUUUUCGGCGGUAGCAAUUUCAGGUUCGUUAGCUCGUAUCUCCCAUUCAUAUUUCCAAAGGUUGUUUCCCGGUAAUUGGAAUUUUCCUGUAUUUUUUUUUUGGGUACUACAUACAUAGUGACAUUGCCUUGAGCGCUACUCCAGGAAUGUACAGGGAUAAAAUCUAUUCAAAUUGAGGUUAUAUGCUACCUUAACAAAUUCCUCGUUUCUAGCUCAAGUUAUCUGAAUGUGUUUACAAACAAUGGCAAAGUGAUAACAAUAUGGAUGCCAUGCCAAGUGUUUGUUUUCUUCAAGUGGUGAAGCACAAGUACUUAUCUUCAGCACUCUGAAGCUCUCAAAGUGUAUGUGCAUGUAUGUGUGGGUGCGUGCGUUAGUGUGCAUAAGCGUGUAUGUGCGCGUGUGUGUGUGUGUGCGUGAGCAUGUGUGUAUAUGUGUGCGUGUGUGUGCAUAUGAACAUGCGUGUGUGUGUUUGUGUUUGUUCGCGCGCGCGCGUGUAUGUGAAUGUUUGUGACCGUGCGCGUGUGUGUGUGAAUGUUUGUGACCGUGCGCGUGUGUACAUGUGUAUGUGCGAACGUGCAUGUUUGUAUGUUUAUGUAUGUGUGUGUGUGUGUGUGUUUGUGUGUGCAUGUGUACGUGUAUGAAUGUGUGUAUAUUUAUAUAUGUAUGUGUGUGUGUGUGCGUAUAAUUAUGUGUGUAUGGGUAUGUAUGUGUGUAUGUAUGCGUGCAUUCGGAAUUUUAUUGAACUUAAGGAGCUACAUGACUUCCUUUAUUUAUAAUUGCAUCACUGUUACUGCUUUGUUUUUUAACACCAACAUCACCUCUCCAGGCUGAAGAUAUCCCAGCUGCUGGAGCAAUACGGCGACACGGUCGGCCUCAGACUUGGCGGCAGGCUCUGGCUGCUGACGGUCAACCUUGACCUUCUCCGAACGAUUAUGGUCAAGGACUUCAACAACUUCGUGGACCGCGCCGACACGCUCAACUCCAACACGCCCAUCGCCAGAUCUCUGUUCUUUGCCACGGGCAACCACUGGCGCCGCCAACGUCAGAUUGUGUCCCCUACCUUCAGCUCCGGGAAACUCAAAUACAUCUCCAAGACGGUGGAGCUCUCGGCCAAGAAGCUCGCCGACUAUCUCGUGCAGCGCGCGAAAGACGGCGCGGUGGUGCCCAUCAAGGACACGAGUGCCCGCUACUCGUGCGAGGUCAUCGCCAGAAUAGCGUUUGGCUUGGAGGCUAACUUCAUACAGGAGGAAGCGUCGGAAUUUUUCGAGCACGGCAAGAACAUGCUUAUGCUAUCGUACGAGGGUAUCUCGAGGUUUAUUCUCAUGUCCAUGCAUCGAGUUCCCAACUUGGUGGACACCUGCAACAGGCUGUUUAAAUCUGUUCAGCUCUUCGACGCGGUCAACCUCACGAGCAACACGUACUUCAAAACUGUUUUAACCUCAACCAUCGCCGAACGGAAAAUGCAACAGCGCAGCGGGAAAGAGAGAAAGCACGUGGACUUCUUAGACCUGCUGCUGAAGGCUAAUGAGGCUGUCAGGGCGGGUAAUCCGGAGAAAGAUGAGGAGGGCAACGCGUCCCUGGCCGGGACAGAGGGUGUUGCGACGAAAGAUCUGGACGACGAAGAGAUGCUGGGGCAUUCCAUGCUUGUGAUCUUUGCCGGGCUUGAAACGACGGCGACGACGCUGCAGAUGUGUUUGUUUGAACUGGCAAGGUAUCCAGAAAUACAGGUAAGUAAUAGUAAAAGUACCGUACAGGUAAAACGACCUACCUAUCAAUAGUUUAACAUACCGUUUGAAACCCAGAAGGUUUGCUUUUAAGUUAGAUUAUUUCUUGUAUGUUCUAUAUAAAGAAAUAUUCAUGUUUUUUUUUUAAUAGUUAGCCUAACCGUCUGUUCUUGAAAGGCAUGUACAGUAUAACAUAUUUAUGUAUGGUCUAAAAUAGAUAUCAUUCUUUUAAAAUUCAUUCAUCUCCUUACACAUCCUCAAAUACUUGCCGAGACGUGAAAUCUUUAUAAACCUAUCAGCAUUUUCUGAUUUCAGGAUAAAGUCUAUACGGAAAUUCAAAACGUCCUGCCCGAAGGAGAGGCGUCACCCGAAGACAUCAACAACUUACACUACACGGAGUGGGUCAUCAACGAAACGCUCCGCCUGCACCCGCCCAUCCCAACGGUCAGCAGGAAGGCCAAGGAGACGAGGACCUACGACGGGAUCACGAUCCCCAAAGGAGCCUGCGUCAUGAUCCCGUUUUGGCACAUCGUCAUGGACCCCAAAAUUUGGCCGGAGCCCGAGAAGUUCAUCCCCGAAAGAUUCUCCCCCGAAGAGAAAGACAGACGCGACCCCAUGGCGUUCAUCUGUUUCGGACAGGGUCCGAGGUUAUGCUUGGGCAUGUGCCUGGCGUACCUCGAGCUGAAGCAGGCCCUCGUGCAUAUUUUAAGGAAGGUCAAGGUCGUGCUCAAUGAGAACACCGAACCCAAGAAAGGGGCCGGUGGCGUCGAGGUUAAGAGCUCUGGCCUGCUGACCCCGGUAAAGCCGGUCUUGUUGGCCUUCGAGCUGAGACAAGAUAACACCCAGACACCAAACUCAAGUGAUGACACGAACUAAAACUUAAAUAAAGUUUGGAAAAAAAAAAAAAUAUUUCAACAACGGUUCUGUGAAGCCGAAAAUACCCUUAGGAAAGUUUUCGCAAAAAUUAAUCUGCUUUGGUAACACUGUCGUUUAAACUUGACACAAUAUAUUGAACAAGUGAGAAAUAAACUAGUAAUAAAACACGCUUUCUUUAAAUAAUUUUUUUGGCAAAAAUUAAUGUAUUGUCUAUGUUAAAGAAUGAUAGAAAAUUACACAGUGCCUUACUGAGAAUGGAUUGCCUUUUACAAUAAAAUCAC